UACUCCGUACUACGUGCGAUAGAAAAAAAAAUCGGCUAGGGUUUGGCGGUUUGCCAUCGCCCUCCUCUCAGUUCUUCGCUUGACAGAUCCGCUACUCUGCUACUCCGUAAUAACACUCCUGGCCUAUUAUUUUUAAUCACCCUGAAAACUCACAUUAAAAUCCCCGGCCUAUUAUUUUUCUCCGAUCGUUUGUUCCUCGUCUACUCCGUUGCGGGCUCGCCCCUCUAUCUACCUUUACUUGGCGCUUCAGACCUACAGUAAAACACAGAGCACAUCCUCCAAUGUCAAAUUUCCUCCUCUGAAUCCAUUAGAUCGCCAUAGCCUCCUUUAGGGAGUAUAUAUCAGUAUAUCACAACGUGCAGAGACUGAUGGCGAGAGGAUCAGAGGGUGCUGAAACUAUUCUGUCUUGCACUCAAUGUGGGAAACCGGCUCGUCUUCAGUGCCCCAAAUGUAUGGAGUUAAAGCUUCCUCGUGCAGGGGCUUCCUUCUGCACACAGGAAUGUUUUAAGGCUUCCUGGAGCUCCCACAAAGUAGUCCACUUAAAGGCAAAUCGGUCUUCUCUCUCAACUGACACCCCAGUAGAAAAAAGUGGUUCAUCAACUGAUGGAUGGUCAUAUUGCUUGAAGAAAGGGCAGUCUAGAACGACAAAACUUCCUCAUUUUGACUGGACCGGGACACUAAAGCCUUACCCGAUCUCAAAUAAACGUUUUGUUCCUGGUCACAUCGAUCAACCUGAUUGGGCUGUUGAUGGUAUCCCAAAAAUUGAGCCAAACAGUGAUCUACAGCAUGUUGUUGAGAUCAAAACUCCAGAGCAAAUUGAACGAAUGAGAGAAACCUGCCGUAUAGGAAGAGAAGUUUUAGAUGCAGCUGCUCGCAUUAUUCAACCUGGUGUAACCACUGAUGAAAUUGAUGCUGUGGUUCAUGAAGCUACCAUUGCUGCUGGUGCAUAUCCAUCUCCUCUAAACUAUCAUUUUUUCCCCAAAUCAUGCUGCACUUCAGUUAAUGAAGUGAUCUGCCAUGGGAUUCCUGAUGCAAGGAAGCUAGAGGAUGGUGAUAUAGUAAAUGUUGAUGUCACAGUGUGUUAUAAGGGGGUUCAUGGUGAUCUGAAUGAGACAUUCUUUGUUGGUAAUGUUGAUGAAACUUCUCAGCGACUGGUUCAAUGUACAUAUGAAUGCUUGGAGAAAGCUAUAUCAAUUGUUAAACCAGGAACACGUUUUCGGGAAAUAGGAGAGGUCAUUAAUCGACAUGCAACAAUGUCAGGGUUCUCUGUGGUGAAAUCAUAUUGUGGCCAUGGUAUUGGAGAGCUGUUCCACUGUGCACCAAAUAUUCCCCAUUAUGCAAGAAACAAAGCAGUUGGUGUAAUGAAGGCUGGGCAGACCUUUACUAUAGAACCCAUGAUCAAUGCAGGGGUUUGGCGUGACCGGAUGUGGCCUGAUGGAUGGACAGCUGUAACUGCUGAUGGGAAACGCAGUGCCCAGUUUGAACACACGCUGCUGGUGACUGAGACAGGAGUUGAAGUUCUCACGGCUCGACUGCCCUCGUCUCCCAGCGUGUUCCCCUGGCUGAAAUCUGCGACACAUUAGAUGGUCUUUGAACAGUGUCAAACUUGCAGCAUGGCAUUUCUUAUUCAAGGAGACAGUUACAUCCACAUGCCCUCUUCCCUAUAUUAUAUUUUUGAGUGUUGAAAUUUUGGCUUUACAAAAAAAAGUAGUUCAUUAGUAGGAUGUAAGAUUCAGAAUUGAAAUUUUAAGAUAUCCAUUUUAAGAUAUAUAGGUGGUGUACUUUUUUGUGGACGACUGGUUACGACAUAAGAUGUUCGUUUGAGAAAAAUGCCAUAAAGGUUGUGACAAAGGGACACUCUCUUAGAAUAUCCAUUUUUUGGCAUUAAUUUUCAGUUAUGUUGAAUAAAUUGGCGUGGAUCUGGUCCAUUUCUGGUCUUCAAAUAAGCAGAACUCUAACUAGAACCGGUAAUAGAUUAAUAGGUAGUUCAGUUCCGGAACAAUUACAAUGUAUGAAUAUAUGAUUAUG
This is a messenger RNA of Cuscuta europaea, 2028 nucleotides long. The record is from the annotation of a GenBank genome assembly. NCBI's taxonomy places the organism in Eukaryota, Viridiplantae, Streptophyta, Magnoliopsida, Solanales, Convolvulaceae.